This is a messenger RNA of Galleria mellonella (greater wax moth), 3707 nucleotides long. RefSeq names its product 3-phosphoinositide-dependent protein kinase 1 (gene Pdk1). The transcript has 5 exons. The coding region runs from base 314 to 2011 and encodes 565 amino acids. Lineage: Eukaryota; Metazoa; Arthropoda; Insecta; Lepidoptera; Pyralidae. Gene Ontology annotation, biological process: intracellular signal transduction; peptidyl-serine phosphorylation. The record is from RefSeq and is a predicted model, not a curated record. Gene Ontology annotation, molecular function: protein serine/threonine kinase activity; ATP binding.
ACUGAGCGGGGUCUGUAGUCAAUGCUUCUGCUUCGGUUUGCUAUUCGUUUCAUUCGUUCCUCAGUACGCAACGCGCCGUUAAAGAGAUACGACGUGCGCACGCUAUCUCGAUAUUAGAAAUUCGUUUGUUUAUUAGUAAUUAUAACUCAAUAUAUUGCAUUCCUUAGUCAAUUUUACCAUUAAUUAUAAUAACGUUUUUCAAGUGAACUUAACGGCUUUAAGACUGAUAAAUAAUAUUCAUGAACUGUGACUGUGUUUAAACCGUUCCGAACAUUAAUAAAACGGUAGGAUACAACAAGUGAGACGGAUCGAAAUGAGCGGAUUGACCAUCAGAGUUAAAAGAGGAUCGAGGGGUAGUGCUACUCUUCUUGAAGCAGCCAACAGAAUUCUGCGAUUACUUGGUGUCAGUUCUACAAAGCGCGGGAAACAGCCCUCGCCCAAAACUAAGACCAGCAGUCGAGCGGCGAACGAGGUUCGGGCUCCGAUUGCUGCUGCGGAGUCGCUCGUGGAGUCGCCAAUAAAAAUGCAAGCAACUCCAGCUACCCCGGUGCCAACACCUGCGCCGACUGCCUCUCCCGCGCCCAGUCAGUCCUUCAAACCGACGAAAAGAACAGCUAAAGACUAUAUAUUUGGCAAAUUGAUAGGCGAAGGAAUGUUUAGCACAGUAUUUCUUGCUAAAGAUAUACACAGUGGAAAAGAAUAUGCAAUAAAAGUAUGUGAAAAGAUCCAUAUCAUCAGAAAAAAGAAGAGAGAAUACAUAAAAAGAGAAAAAGAUGCAUUGAACAUGUUGUUUAGCGUUCCACAUGGCUUUGUAAAACUAUAUUGCACGUUUCAAGAUGACGAAAGAUUGUAUUUCGUUUUGUCGUAUGCCAAGAAUGGCGAACUAUUAAAUCAUAUUAAUACAGUUGGCUCUUUCGAGCUAAACGUAGCAAAAUUUUAUGCCGCAGAGCUUUUAUUAGCAUUAGAAAAAAUGCACGCUAAGGGGAUAAUCCACCGUGAUUUAAAACCGGAAAAUAUUUUACUGGACGAAAACAUGCACUUACAAAUUGCUGAUUUUGGAACUGCCAAAAUUAUGGAUCCUAAAGAAAUAAAAUCAGGAGUUAGCAUUCAAGAGGAAGAUGAAUCGAGAAAUGAGCGUUCAAGAAAAAUAAGCUUUGUCGGAACUCCACAGUAUGUUAGUCCCGAACUGUUGCAUAAUUGCUUAGAUACUCGUACAUCUGAUUUAUGGGCAUUUGGAUGCAUUAUAUAUCAAAUGAUAUCGGGAUUACCUCCGUUCCGUGCUGCCACUGAAUUUCUAAUCUUCCAGAAAAUCCUUAAAAUGGAGUACGAGUUCCCUGAAGGAUUUCCCGCUGAUGCGAAAGAUUUAGUUGAAAAAUUAUUGGUUUUGGAUCAUAGUAAAAGAAUUGGGGCAGAUGAUCAAGGGGAAACUUAUGAAAGUAUUCGAAAUCAUCCAUUUUUUGCCGGUAUUGAUUGGGACAACAUAUGGGAACAAACUCCUCCAACGAUAAGCCCCUAUUUACCUGGUGGCUCAUUUGAAGAAGAUUAUAAUGUCCCUGACCACUUGGAGCCAGGUUUAGGAAAUGACCAACUUGUGCGACUAUGGAAGUUCGAUCUGUCUACUUCAAAAGGAAUCUUGGAUAUUAGUCCUGAGGAAAAACGACGUCGUCUUGAAGUUCAAGCUCGUGAAAAUAAAUGGCACCAAUUCGUCGACGGAGAAUUGAUUUUGAAACAAGGACAAGUAGAUAAAAGGAAGGGUCUAUUUCCACGGCGACGAAUGUUACUGCUGACCACAGGACCUCGCCUAUUUUAUGUUGAUCCCACCAACAUGGUGCUUAAAGGUGAAAUACCGUGGUCUCCUGAAUUGCGCGUUGAAGCUAAGAACUUUAGAAUUUUUUUAGUGCACACGCCUAACCGGACAUACUAUCUUGAAGACCCAGAUUCCUAUGCCUUAGAAUGGCAACGCGUCAUUGAUGAGGUGCGCAUCGGCACAUAUGGGCGGGACACGACUUAAGGCGGCGACACGGCCGCUGCCCCGAGUCGCGACCGCGCCGCCGCCGCGGCCCCCCCCAGGGGCCUUGCGCCCCAACCCAUAACCCCCGCCCUCGCAUGGCGUGUGCACACUUCUAGGAUACAUCUAGCCUUUUCAUGUUGAGCACGGAAACCAUCAGCCAGAAAGCUUUCGCGAUGAACGACUCGUGUUCUGAAUAUUGGCGUCCUUUAAGUUCUGCAUCGGCCGGCGUGGGAUCGGCUGCGCUCUGGUAGUUUGCCGGUCUGCCAGUCUACCGUACUCCGCUGUAAGGCGAUCCGCGAGUUGUGGGCGGCGCCACAUAUGUUCCAAAGCGCAUUGAGAGACGCCCGCGCCCGACGCUUCCCGCACCGGAGGAUGAGCUACGAGACGACAUCGCUAUCGAUCGAUCGCUGUUGAUAUGAUAUACUGAAUGACUGAUUCCUAUUAUUAAUAUGUCCCGAAUAUCUUAAAUUAUUGUUCUAAUUUAAGUUUCUUAUUUAAAUAUGGAUAUCGGUAUGUAAAUAUUUGUCUUAAAUUAUUAUUGCAAUCGCUUAGGUAUAGUAUAAUGUGUAGUCGUGGGCCGUUGUAAUUUAUACGGACCUUUGUAAGAAUGGACUUGUUAUUCACCACCCGCGUGUUCACAAAGCCCAUUCCGGUUGGUAACUAGGCAAUUUAUAGCUAAAUUAAAUAUUAUUUAUUUUAAUUUUAAUGAUUUGCCAACGGAAUGUGACUGCUGUACAGUUAUAACAGUAGGAAAUUAUGAUCGGUAUGUUUCCAUAUAUUAUUACGUUGCUGAUGCGGUGCCUAAAACAAUAGCGAUUUAAUAAAAGAAAUUAAGUAGUAUAAUGAAUCGUUGCAAGGCCCGGUCAAUAUAUAAUAAUGACUACGUAUAAAUGGAAACAUGCAAGGAGUAUAGCUUCAUUGAAAAGAACUUGACGGGAAUGCGAAAAAAGACAUGAAGCAUGUCCUAUCACGCCGCACUCCCCUCUCGGUUCACCUGCUCUCCGAGCGCGUAGUCGCGUCUCGUAGAGGGCCCUACCACGCUUCUAACGUGCGACGUAUGCGUGCACUAUAAUCCUUAACUUAGCAAAAGUAUACGGAUAAGGCCACCAGAGGUGGCUAUUAUUGCUAUCGGAACGCUUGAUAAAUUUAUCCAAAUUACAUAUUUGUUAAUUUAGAAAUUGCUUGUCGAUAGUAAUUCAAAUUUGUUUGUUUUAAUGUUUUUAUUACUAUAAACAGUUAUUUGCAAAGCCACCUGAAAUAUUCAAUGUCAUGGCAUUAAAGGACAUGGUAUCCUAUCAAAAUUUAAUGAUUUAUUAUAAUUAUUAUAGCUUGUUUAUAAUAGUGUAUGUAUUAAAAUGCCUAAAACUUGCCUGGAAUAUUUAAAACUAGGGCUUAUUGUAAAUUUGGAUUAAAUCCAUAGUUCAAUAAAACUCUCAUAACUAGCAAAAAGUAGGGUAAAGUUCCGCCAUUAGGACCGAAAACUAUUCUAUUCUUUUAGUGGUAUCAGUUAGUAUAGACAAAGAAUGCAAUAGUUAUCAAAAAUAUUCGACCAUACCCAUGACAUUGUUAUAAUAAUUCUGCAUUUAAAAUUUAAUAACUGUUAACUAUUGUAAUUAUAUUUUACAACAUUUGUAUCGCGUAAAUUCCAUGAAGUAACAAAAUAAGAAAUUGAAAAUAAAUUGAAGUUGAUUUUUUA